ACAGCAUCACUACUGCUGCCUGACACAUCCUGUACACUUUCCUUUCUCAAUGGAGUUCCCAGUUGGACUGUGUUUGUCUGCCCUGCUCCUUAUGAGUGGCGUGGCCAAGGCGCAAAAUGAUCCUUGCUCAGCAUUGGAGUGUACAGGAAACGAGGAGUGCAUUGCAAUAAGUGGAUCCUAUGGAUGCGGCUGUCAAUCAAGACCCAACUCUGACAGCUUUGAUGCCGUCCAGUCCUGUGCGAGCAGCUCUUCUAACUUCUCCCUGUCCCGCUGUCAGCUCUUCGAGGCCGGCUUGAACGUAACCUCUCUCCACCUCAAUAACCCCAACUGCACAGGCUCGAUCCAAAACGGCCGAGUGUUUUUCUACUUCGACAACGAUCAGAAUGUCUGCGGGACAACUCUACGGAGCAACGGCACACAUUUCCUCUAUGAGAACUCCAUUCAGAAGGGUGCCGGCUCACAUGGUUUGAUCAGUCGUAAUAGCUGGGUGAACAUUAACUUCUCCUGUGUGUACCCACUCAUCCAGAGCAUCUCCAUGCCCAUGGCCAUCCAGGCCGCAGAGAGUGUGGUGUUCAAGGAGUUCCUGAAUCAGGGAUCAUACCAGUUGCGCAUGGUCCCAUAUCCCAAUAAUUCCUUCGUCGUUCCCUAUUCUGGAAAUGUCACAAUUGACACAAACCAGAAGAUCUUUGUGGCUGUGGAGGUGGAUGGAGUCGACAGCAGUCAGAUUUCUACCUUGUUGGACCACUGCUGGGCCACGCCCUCUGAUGACAUGAACCAGAACAUCCGCUGGGACCUGAUCAUCAACGGCUGCCCAAACCCUCGAGAUGGCACUGUAGAGGUUCUGCAGAAUGGCAAUUCCACGUCUGCCCGCUUCUCCUUCAAGAUGUUCACCUUUACGAGCGUCUCUGACAGAAUCUAUCUGCACUGUGAGGUGCACCUCUGCCUGCAUAACUUGGGCUCGUGUGAACAGUCGUGCAACCCUCAGACCAGACGAAAACGCCGUUCUCUCAACCGCCUUGAGCCAGCUGCCGUCACCAUGGCUUUCUGAUGAGUUCAGAACUUCAUCUGAUUCCAGAACGCAGCAUGUACGACGUUCUAGGCUAAAGAACAAUUACUAGUGCUAACAUGAACUCUUGGGUGGAAUUGUUUUCUCUUUCAUUGUAGCUUUAACAUGUCAGACUGUGUCACUUUUGGGGAAAAUUUUAAACAUUGCAGUAAAAAAAGUUCUGAUGGAGGGAAAGUUGGGCUCUCAGGGAAACUCAUGCUGCCUCAUUAUAGCAUCUUGAAAUUCAUUAAAAGAUAAAAAGUGAAAUAUAAA
Pygocentrus nattereri (red-bellied piranha) is the source of this 1318-nucleotide messenger RNA. Its product is annotated as pancreatic secretory granule membrane major glycoprotein GP2-like. Gene Ontology annotation, cellular component: cell surface; apical plasma membrane. The transcript is spliced from 9 exons. Bases 50 to 1048 code for a protein of 332 amino acids. Lineage: Eukaryota; Metazoa; Chordata; Actinopteri; Characiformes; Serrasalmidae. Gene Ontology annotation, biological process: neutrophil migration. The record is from RefSeq and is a predicted model, not a curated record.